GUAUCAUCGAUUCUGCCAGACCGUUCGUCUAAUACUUGUUCCGAGGAUUAAUUAUCGGUUGACUUGAACUGAGGAAGCAAACGCAACCAUGGCUGUCAAAAAGAGUAAGUACACUGGUAGUUUUCACUUCGUUUACAAGACCAGCGAUUGUUGUCUCGAUGUUUGAUUCCCUGUCGCGAUCCUGAUUGCAUCCUGCGUGAGAAAGACACAAAAAGCUAAUCAAUGUCGCCGAUUAUUGUCUGGUUGCAUGGUGCGUUGUUCCUCUACUUUCUUCAUCGAUGCGAUCUGCCACCAAACGAACAGAAGCAUCGGUCUCUGAAAAUUAUUGCAAGAAACUACUCGACGACAAUAAAGAUAUCCCGGAUGCCUGCAAAAGAUUCGCCAGCAUCAAGGCCUCUUUAGAUGCGAAAAAGAGCGAUCCAUAUGCGGGGAUGACCCCGGGAGCCCAAGCUACUGUGCGCAAUGCCCAAAUCAAACGUCGCAUGAGCACUCGGCACAAUCAAGGAAAGGAAGGGAAAAAAUCUUCUUGGUGGUAGUAUUUGUCGAUAUGUUCCAAACGCCUCAAGCGUGCGAGAUGCGACGAGCUAUCGCAUCAAAAUAGACACCGGGAAGAAAGAGAAGAGGAUGGGAACAGAAAUGGAAUUGAGCKAAGAAAUAUAGUGUUUGUUCCGUCCAUUGCCACUACAGGCAUGCAUUUCUUGUGCGCAGAUGUAUUCGAUGAGAUUUUAUUCGUUCUUCCUUAGUGGUUCUACGGAUAGAAAUGAAAUGCAUUCGCGCAGAUCUUGGUUGUUGCGAUACUUGUAAUUGCCGACGAGAAAAAAGAUUUGUUGCUUGCACUUCUGCUGUGAACGUUAACUGCGAUGCGAUGCAUCGUUCACGGUAGGUUGUAUUGGAGGAAGCAUCAUGGUCAUGUCUAUACUUUGUCUUUUCAUUUCUGAUGCUAGUCAACUUGCCUUCAACCAUUACUUAGAGAAAAUAUUUAUGAGUUUUAGUCUUCGCAUCAAAUGGCGCUGGGAGCAUUUUGCCUUCAAUCAUUGAAAUGUCCUGUUCUAUGCUACUGUGCCCUGUGUACGGUACAAACGGAAAGAAUCGUCAAAACACGACACUAUUGAAGUUAUGAACAUUGUUGUGUCCGAUACAUUUCUUGUUGUAUUGAAGAGUGCACUAGUUCUACGUAAGUAUUGCAUCCUGUGUCUCGCUCUCGUUGCAUUUAAUAGUUCCGAUUCAACGAAGGAAAAAAUAUAUGGUGAAACAGAAGUAGUAAUAGGUCUAUACCAUUUUUAUCCCGUUCCAGCAACGACGGCAGCCACGGGUUGCUCUUGAAUUUGAGAAACCAUAGUGUGCAUCCGAUAGCGCGCCUAUUGGUUGGGAUCUUUUUCUUCCUUCGAAAGUCUAUCGCCCGCUUACUUCACUACUGUAAUGUCAGUCUACAGACGUGAUUCCGUUUCUACUUCCAAUACAGCAGCCGCACCCAUUCCCGUUCCAAUGCACAUAGAUACCACACCGAAUCGUUCUUUACGUCGAUGCAAUUCGUUUAGCAAGGUCGCAAUCUGUCGUGCACCGGUGCACCCGAGUGGGUGUCCGAGGGCGAUGGCUCCUCCGUUGGGAUUGACCUUUGCGGGGUCAAUGUUCAAAAUAUCGAUGCACCAGCUGGCCUGCGAAGCAAAGGCCUCGUUGAUCUCCCAAACAUCAAUGUCGUUCACUAUUAGAUUGCACUGCUUCAACACCGCUGGAAUGGCCACGGCGGGUCCGAUACCCAUCACACGGGGAGGGACUCCCUUAACGGCGUAUCCUCUCCAGAUUCCGAGGAUGGUCAGGCCUCGCUUUUCUGCUUCGGCCCUGGUCAUGACCAAAACCGCAGCAGCUCCAUCGGUAGUUUGCGACGAGUUUCCCGCUGUCGUUUUUCCGUUUUUGGAAAAUACUGGUUUGAGUUUGCCUAGGAUUUCGACUGUCGUUUGCGGGCGGAUUCCGUCGUCCUCGGUUACGUUGCCGACUGGCACGAUUUCGUUCUUGAACUUCCCGCUCGCUCGGGCUCGAGCUGCUUUCUCGUGCGAAUGGGCAGCAAAGGCAUCGAGAUCCUUGCGUUCCAGUCCAUACUGAGAUACCACGUUGUCACUCGUCAGUCCCAUUGGAAUCAAACAAUCCAUGACCCGUGUUUGUUUAUGGGCCUUCUUCAUGACGUCCCAAUCAACGUCCGGCGCCUUG
Molecule: messenger RNA, 2205 nt
Organism: Pseudo-nitzschia multistriata
Lineage: Eukaryota; Bacillariophyta; Bacillariophyceae; Bacillariales; Bacillariaceae
Source: the annotation of a GenBank genome assembly